Molecule: messenger RNA, 2088 nt
Organism: Lotus japonicus
Lineage: Eukaryota; Viridiplantae; Streptophyta; Magnoliopsida; Fabales; Fabaceae
Exons: 10
Coding region: 189-1913 (574 amino acids)
Biological process (GO): vegetative to reproductive phase transition of meristem
Source: RefSeq, a predicted model, not a curated record
CACAGUGACACGUGGCGCAACCAACCACUUUCACUAGCCACGUGGCGUGUGUAUUUCUAAAAAGUAAAAUAUAUGCAAAUUCUAUUGUGAAGACAAUGCGACGCUUUUUCAUUGUCUUACAUUAGCUUGAGAAACAGAGAAAAACUAUACCACCGCUUAAAAUUUGUCUGCUUUAUACCCUUCAAUUCAUGGAUUCACAUGCUGGUUUUUUGAACAAGUUAUGGAGCUUCAUUUCUUUCCUACCAUUCUUCUUCUUGCUCUUCAUACUUGGCAUCAUUAAAGGUGCAUUGAUAGGUCCAGUAGCAUUUGCCAUUGUGGUAAUUGGAAAUUCAGCUGUAAUCAUUGGACUUUGGCCUGCACAUGUUGUUUGGACAUGCUACAGUGUGGCAAGAACAAAGAGGUUGGGACUGGUCUUGAAGGUUGUGGUGCUGUUAUGUUUGCCUGUUCCUCUGUUACUUUGGCCAGUUGUUGGUGUUGUUGGAAGCCUUUUGGGGGGAAUUGGAUAUGGGUUUUUCGCUCCUCUUCUUGCAACUUUUGAGGCUGUGGGAGAGGGUGUUACCAACAAAUUUCACCAUUGCUUCAUUGAUGGUUGUUGGUCAACAAUUGAAACAAGCUGCACAAUGGUUCAGGAUGUCACAGACUUUUGUUAUUACUCCUAUUUCUCAUACACAGAUGAACUAAGAGAAAAUUUACCCCCCAAUGAAAAGCCUAUAGAUAUCAGGUUGUUCUUAUUACCAUGUUGCUUAUUGGUGAUCUUGGUUGGGGUACCAUUCGACAUGGCUAUAAUAAUAUCCAUUGCUAUAUGGAAAAGCCCUUACAUGCUGUUUAGAGGAUGGAAGAGACUAUUAGAAGAUUUGAUUGGAAGAAAAGGACCAUUCCUAGAAACUGAAUGUGUCCCAUUUGCUGGUCUUGCUAUCAUCCUCUGGCCUUUAGCUGUUGUAGGAGCUGUGUUAGCAGCUAGCAUUAUCAGUUUUUUUCUUGGUCUCUACAGUGGAGUUGUUGUUCAUCAGGAAGACUCAAUGCAGAUGGGGUUUGCCUACAUUGUGUCUGUGGUUUCACUUUUUGAUGAAUAUGUGAAUGAUUUGCUCUAUUUGAGAGAGGGGUCCUGCAUUCCCAGGCCAAUCUAUCGUAGAAAGAUGACACAUGCUCUUGAGAGUAAAAGCCUUGGAGGCAGUAAUCAUAAUUUGAAGAUUCGUAGAGACAGUUCACAAAAUUCAAAACAUAUCUUACAACAAACUAGAAGUUUGAAGUGGAAAAUUCAGCAAUACAAACCUGUGCAGGUAUGGGACUGGCUCUUCAAGUCCUGUGAGGUGAAUGGAAGGAUAGUUCUCCGUGACGGUUUGAUAAGUGUCAAGGAAAUUGAGGAAUGCAUUUUAAAAGGCAAUUGCAAGAAAUUAGGCAUCAAGCUGCCAGCUUGGUCCUUGCUCCAGUGUCUUCUAACAUCAGCAAAAUCCAAUUCAGAUGGAUUGGUGAUAUCUGAUGAAGUAGAGUUGACAAGGAUGAAUGGACCAAAGGAUAAAGUGUUUGAGUGGUUUAUUGGACCUUUACUCAUCAUGAAAGAGCAGCUAAAGAAUUUGAAGUUGGAAGAAACUGAAGAAACUUGCCUGAAAGAACUGGUUAUGAGAUGCAAAAAUGACAUACCGGAGGAGUGGGAUAGCACUGGAUUCCCAUCUAAUGACAAUGUCAGGAGAGCACAAUUGCAAGCCAUCAUUAGGAGGUUACAGGGGAUUGUGGCUUCCAUGUCAAGAAUACCAACUUUUCGGCGAAGAUUCAGGAAUCUAGUGAAGGUUUUAUAUAUGGAAGCACUGCAAGCUAGUGCUUCAGCUAGUCAUAUAGGAGCCAAUGCAAUUCCCAAGCAUAGGGAGAAAGGCUCUCUUCAAAGAAAAGAAGACAAUAAUGUUGUUGAACCUUAGCGAUAAUGUUGAGCACUUUGUUUAUGAAGAUGCCACGUUUGAAGAUCAAAGUUUGUUGAAAGUUACUAACUUUGAGCACUUUGUCUCUGCAACUGUUGUUCUGCUUUGUAAACUAAAUACACGGUGUAAUUUAUCUUUUUUAUAUACAUAUAUAUCUAAAUAGGAGAUUACAGCA